Molecule: messenger RNA, 2062 nt
Organism: Cervus elaphus (red deer)
Lineage: Eukaryota; Metazoa; Chordata; Mammalia; Artiodactyla; Cervidae
Gene: CREG1
Product: cellular repressor of E1A stimulated genes 1
Exons: 4
Coding region: 69-731 (220 amino acids)
Source: RefSeq, a predicted model, not a curated record
CCCGACUCGGGGCUCUCCUUGGUCGGGGUAGGCCGCCGCGUCCAGAACUCUCGCCGGGGGUCACCAUCAUGGCGGGCUGUGCCUGCGGGUUCGUGCGCGCAGUGCUCGCCUUCCUGCUGGCGCCCGCGCUGGUGACUCUGCUGGUGGCACCGGCGCGAGGCCGGGGCGGCCGGGGCCACGGGGACUGGGGCGCCGCCGAGCUGCUGCCGCCGCUGCCGCCCCGGGAGGAUGCGGCCCUCGUGGCCCGCUUCGUGACAAACGUCUGUGACUGGGGCGCACUGGCCACCAUCUCAACGCAGGAGGGGGUGCGCGGCAGGCCCUUUGCCGACGUCUUAUCGCUCAGCGACGGGCCCCCGGGCAAGGGCAGCGGCGUGCCCUACUUCUACCUGAGCCCGCUGCAGCAAUCGGUGGGCAACCUGCAGGAGAAUCCAUAUGCUACGUUGACCAUGUCUUUGGCAGAGACUAGUUUCUGCAGGAAAUACGGAUUUGAUCCCCAGAGUCCCCUCUGUGCUCACAUAAUACUAUCAGGAACUGUUAUCAAGGUGAGUGAAACAGAAAUGGACGUUGCAAAGAAUUCAUUAUUCAUUCGACACCCUGAGAUGAAAACCUGGCCAUCCAGCCAUAAUUGGUUCUUCGCUAAGUUGAAUAUAACCAAUAUUUGGGUCCUGGACUACUUUGGUGGACCAAAAAUAGUGACACCUGCAGAAUAUUAUAACGCCACAUUUCAGUGAAGCAGCAUAUGGCGAAUUUAACCUCAUGCAUGAAAUUUCUUAGGAAGUUUCACAGUGAUUUGAAGCACUUAUUGUUUUUCUAUGGGAAGUUUGCCAGAAGAUUAGCCAGUUUUCUUUCUUUGCUUGCUUGCUAACAGAAUUGAGUUGGAUUAUUACUGGAUUUCUUGGAAGAUGAGAUUGUUGGAGAUAUAUAUAUAUAUAUAUAUAUAUAUAUAUUUUUUUUUAAUAUUUUGAAGCCAUUUUCAUAGAGAUGUGUCUUUAUGAUCAACGAUUUAUUCCAUUAAUUUCAAAUAGUUUGCCAACAGUGCUCCUUGAAGAGGAACAGUUACCAGUUUCAGAUUGACCAUUGGUAUUUGAAAGUACUCAAGUAUGUGUUCUUAAUUCCUGAAAUCCACUGUGCUGGGGAGAGGGUCACGCCCCCACAGCUGCUGCCUGAGUCUGUAUUAAGGGCUGCUAUUACAAUGCACCUGAAUAAAUCUUGCCAAGACAAACAAACAAUGAUGAAACACAAAUGGAGCAUCCCACUCAUGGUCCACUUAUGUUUGACAGUCCUGGGUGUUGUUAAUCCAACACAAGGCAAAACUAUCUUAUACAGAACUUAAAAAAACAAAAAAAAAUUCUUCAAGUCUAAAGUGAUAAAUAUCUAGAACAAAGGAUCAUAAAACUUCCUUAAUCUGACUUAAUAAAGGAAGUUCAUAAAAUUUUCUGAAUUUGACUUCCUCAGCUAAGUGGACACUGUGUGAUUAGUUUCUUCCUCUCAAAAUACAUACACACAAGCACACCUUUUUUUUUUUUUUUUGUCCCAAAAGGGGAUUAUGAAAGAAAAAAGAAAGGGGGGCAUUUUAUGUGUAAGUUAUUUCUGGUGUUCUUUUAUAACAUUUCUUAAUGUCAACCCAGACAUGGACCAGGUUCAACCAGAGCCAAAAUCCAUCUUCCAACUCUCAAUAAUGGCCUAAGCCUUUUUCAACUUCUUCAAAUGUCUAAGUGGCUUCUAAUGCUGUUACUGCCUAAAUCAGGUCAUCAGAGGGAGGGCAACACGGUUUUUAAAAAUCACAUUUCUUCAGAAGGGAAGAAACUGUGCUUUUAUUACCUAUAUACAUGAUUUUAGAAGACUCUAUGAGAUCCUUUAUAAGAGGUGUGUCUGGAAUCAAGCAACUGGAUCCUUAAAUGGCUAAGAGAAAGGAAGUUGAAUAUGAGUUUGAAACUACAAAAUGAACUUAACCUGAAAUCCAGCAAACAGCUUCUCUUUAAGAAAAAUGAUGUGUCUUAAACUUGGUGGAGGAGGUUUCUUACUCAAAGCAUUAAUAAUAAAAAGCAUUAUUUUCAUGAAA